Pundamilia nyererei is the source of this 4522-nucleotide messenger RNA. It is a transcript of the gene mgll, whose product is annotated as monoglyceride lipase. The record is from RefSeq and is a predicted model, not a curated record. The transcript is spliced from 8 exons. Bases 222 to 1142 code for a protein of 306 amino acids. NCBI's taxonomy places the organism in Eukaryota, Metazoa, Chordata, Actinopteri, Cichliformes, Cichlidae.
CGCGUCUGGGGAAAAAGUGUGUGUGAGUAUCGGCUCUCUGUGCGUAUGUAUGAGAGAGAGAGAGGGCGUGUGUGAAUACUUUAGGUUCUCCCUCAAACGCCGCCGAUUGCAUUCUUCUCUUGACGGGCGGCGAGAGGAGAGCGUCGAAGCGAGAGGCAAGGAGAGCAAGAGAGAGAUUAAGGCUGAAACUUCUCUGCAGACGCUCCUGAACAGACUCCUCCAUGCCCGAGCCGGGAGCUGCUCCGCGGCGAAGUCCGCAGGGAGUCCCCUACUCUGACCUGCCGCACAUCGUCAACGCAGACGGAUUGCACCUGUUCUGCCGCUACUGGGAACCCACCGGUCAGCCAAGGGCUCUGGUAUUUAUUGCCCAUGGAGCUGGGGAACAUUGUGGCCCAUAUGAUGAGAUGGCACAGAGACUGAAAGAACUCUCCUUGCUGGUAUUUGCACACGACCACGUUGGCCAUGGCCAGAGCGAAGGUGACAGGAUGAACAUUAAGGACUUUCAGAUUUAUAUCAGAGACUCCCUUCAGCACAUUGACCUGAUGAAGUCUCGCCACCCUGACCUACCUGUAUUUAUUGUAGGCCACUCCAUGGGUGGUGCUAUCUCAAUCCUGACAGCCUGUGAAAGACCUGGUGAUUUUGUUGGAGUGGUUCUGAUAGCUCCCCUGGUCCAGAUGAACCCGGAGUCAGCCACACCAUUCAAGGUUUUCAUGGCAAAACUGCUGAACCACAUGCUGCCCAGCCUCACUAUGGGCUCCAUCGAGUCCAAAUGGCUCUCACGGGACAAGAGGCAGGUGGAGGCAUAUGACGCUGAUGAGCUAAACUAUCACGGCGGGAUGCGAGUAUCAUUCGGCAUGCAGCUGAUGGCGGCAGUGGAGCGUAUGCAGAGGGAGAUCCCGUCCAUCAGCUGGCCCUUCCUGCUCCUUCACGGUGACGCCGACAAACUCUGUGACAUCAGAGGCUCCAGGAUGAUGUAUGACAAUUCACCGAGUACAGACAAGAAAAUCAAGAUCUACGAAGGAGGCUACCACGCUCUUCACCAUGACCUCCCUGAGGUGGCUGAGUCCGUGCUAAAGGAGCUGACCACCUGGAUCACAGAGCACAUUCCAGCUGCAACAUCGCAGGAAGCGCAAGGCUCCUAAAUGUAUGGCCUGCACACCUCUGUUGAAGCUCUGAGGAAACUGCCAAUCUCGUCAUAAAACGCCUGCUCACGUUCCUGUAGUGCGUCAGGCAUAAUAAUACUACUGCACUUUCCUGUCUGGGAGUUAUUUGGGCAUACUGAUGGACAUUAUAGUCUCUGUAUAACAGGUUUAUUAGCAAAUCCUCUGGGCUACUGUAAAAAAAAACACACACACACUCUUCCUCCUAUCUGUACAUCAGGCCACUGAUAUAAAUUGGGCAAUAGGGUCAGUUCUUAUUGUAAAUACUCUGUAGCAAUGGUCAGCAUCAUGGCAAAAUUUCUGAUCAGGGAUGUGCCUCAUGUGUUUAUAUGCUUCACAUCAUCUCCACUGAACUGCUCGUGUGCAGCUUUUAGAGAGUAAAGACUGUCACAAACUUUACUCCCUAAAAGCAAGGGUUCGAAGUGCAAUAAUGGGUAUGGCCUUUCAUUUUCUCAUUUUAUAAACAGGCCAGAUCUUUUAAAUAUUAAUAACAGAGGCAGCAGAAUACAGAAGCAUUUCUUUCUGCCUCAACUACCAUUAACAGACUGGGUUAGAGGUCAGGAACAGAAGGAGGUUGGCACCUUUUGAGCUGUUGUCGGUUCAGGGAUGCAUGAAUACUUAAUAGAUAACUUAUCAUUUAGCGACACUGAAUAGCCAUCUUAAAGUCUCCUUAGUUUACUCCACCAUACUCUCUGACCUUAUCCCAUCUGCUCUUCCUCUCCUGCCUCCUCACUGACUGCGCUGUUUUGUAAUAUCACAUUUCUGAUAAAGGCAGCUUUUAUAGAGCUGAUCAGAAGCAUAUACUGAAAGCACUCUAGAUGUAAUAGUCUUCUCCUGACUUCCUCUUUGCUUGAUCUGAGGACAGAUGGUUAGCCUAAAGACAGAUGGUUGACAGUGAUACAUCAUAUGAGGAUAAGGUACUGUAGUCAGUCUAAAUCCAGAUGAUGAUCUAGCUUCAUAAAUUUUGUCCUAAUGACGAUAUAAGUACUUCUUAUCUGCCUAACUGAGUGACCGAUUAUUAAAAUAGUUUUCCAUAUAGGUGCUAUGUAUGCGAUCCUAGUCAAGAGUGUAAGAUGGGGCUAAAUUAUUCAGAUGAAACUGCUUUGAAUCGCUCUGCAGGUGGGAGGUCAAAGGUGAAGUGUUCUCUGACCUUUAUGGCCGUAGUCGAGCUCACUGUCAGUUGUUCACUGAGGCCAAGCCUUGAUUGAUUAAGUUCAGGCUGCAAACUGGGGGGCCCAGCUAUAAAGUGAAAGGGGAACAUGACAUGACUUUAUUCCAGGAAGCAGCCAGUCUGGCUUCGUUUUUUUUUAAUCUUGUUCUGUAAAACUAACCUUUGAUGUUCUUAAAGUAUAGGGACAUCAAAGGUGAGGACAAGGGGCCGUUCAAAGGGUUAGCAUUUAAAAUCAGCUCUUGCUCGAUGUGGGUUUUCAGCUGAACCACAGCAAUAAUGUCAAAGUAGCCUACAUUUGUGGUUUGUCAGUAAUUAUAAACUAGACAGACACGCUCUGAACUACCUAUUUGAUAGUGUCGUGUAGACUGUAAUUACUGGUCACAUACACUUAGCUUUUACCUGUUCGUCAAGCACAAUGAGGUUUCAGAUUAUUAAACGUGCACCGCUCACAACUUGGAAAGCAAUUAGGGUCUUUUGUGGUGCUUAAUUUUUGACACCAGACAUCCGUGAUACCGCUUUUAGUGACUCGUUCUGUGGUGAACACAUCCAGUAAGCAGUUCUUUGAUAGAGAUUCAACUGGCCAGCCUGUUUUCUUUUUUUUUCUUUUUUCGGUAUUACCCGGAGUUCAAAGAGACUCAUGCACAUAGUGAAGGGGGAAGCUUGCUGCUGUAACCACGGUUACUCUUGUUUAGUCAUAGCAGCAGCAGUGUGGCAGAAGAGUCCUUUUUUUCUUUUUGACAUGUGUUGUCACCCUGGUGACCACUAAAAGACUGACAGAAUGAGAGCAAUUUCUGGCCUCUCUGUCUUUAUGUUUCUUCCCUUCACCCCGCCUUGUCUCACCCAUACUAUUUUUUCUUUGUUUGUUUGUUUGUUUAUUUUUUAGCCACAGUAACCGGUGCUCUUUGUUCCAUCCAUCAUGCAAGCCUUUGUUCUACUACAUACUCAAACAUUGUGUACCCUCAGCCACCCACACUGUCCCUAGUGGCCAAUUAUCAGAGCUGCAACAGGUUAUAUUGUAAAGUGUUCAGAUACAAUUUUUAUUCUUUUUUUCUGAUUCUUGGACCAUAUGGCUGAGACCAAGGGUGCUAGAUGUAGGUGGGAGGAAGGGGCCAUUAAAUCUUUUUUCUUUCUUCAGCUUCUUCUUUAGGUGAGCUGGUGUGCUUUAAAUCAGAAAAUGGGUUUCUGCAACAUUAACCAACAAGAAAGACUUUUACAUCGCAGCAAAACAAUCAGAAGGAGCAAUUUAAAAUGUCAUAUUAAAGACAUUUUAGUCUGACGUUGUUUUGCUCCCAGUAUGAAAAGAUUACAUAAAAUGACUGAUGAUGAGGGAAAAGGCUCUAUUAUCAGGACUGGCUUAGGCAGUAGACCAUGUGUUUUUUUUUGGGAGGGGGUUGUGGGAAGGAGAGGUUAUCAUAAGGUCAGUAGUUUGACUUCCAGGUCUGAUAUCUUUAAGAGCUUUUUGCCCACCUGCUUUGAAAUAAGUCGAGCGUGACACAUACUUUAACUUUAAAUGUGAAGUCGCUUACUUACAAACGUUGAUGUGGCUUCUUCUUCUAUUAACAUCUUUCCUGGUGUUUUCAGACUGAACUGCGUCAGCUGUAUUAUCGAGUUGCAUUAGAAAAUAAAAUAAUUAAUCGUUAUCGGCAGAGUGCUUUCCAUAAUGUGAAAAAAAUAGCAUUGAAUACAAAAUACAACAUGAGACAUGAAAGCAAACAAAUCAGUGUAGAAGAGGGAAUAAAUAGAAGGAACUUCAGGAUGUAAGUGCAUCCUCUUCUCUAUUUUUACAGACGUCAAAAAAUACUUUGCCAGAACAAAUAUUGGAUUACUUUGCAGCGGGUGCAGACAUAGAUGGAGAUGUAAAUGUAUUCAUCAGUCCCGAUGGGAGUCAGACCCUUAACCUCAACUGAACUGCAGGGGUUUUUAUCACCAGCCCUUCAAACACAAUCUGCUCCUGAUUAGGCUGCAGCAGGAACAGCGCACACAAGUGUCGCGCGGUCCCAGUUUUAUUCAAACUCAUAAUAGCACCCCUGCUGCAACGCAUCAGCGCGAUUGUUUCAGCCUUGCAGGAUCCUGCGUAAUUUCAAAAAGCUGUACCUGUCAGACUACAUGAGUGCAUAAUACUGCUGUCGCUGGCUACGGGGGUGGAGAGAGAUGGAGAUAUGGUGAGAGGGGAAGAGAAAGAAAAAGGAGA